Messenger RNA from Zootermopsis nevadensis, 1329 nucleotides. RefSeq names its product putative protein phosphatase 2C T23F11.1. Lineage: Eukaryota; Metazoa; Arthropoda; Insecta; Blattodea; Termopsidae. The record is from RefSeq and is a predicted model, not a curated record. Gene Ontology annotation, biological process: protein dephosphorylation. Gene Ontology annotation, molecular function: protein serine/threonine phosphatase activity; cation binding.
UGCCAGUUUCAGAACGUGUUCUGGUCUAUUAUUUUUUGAGGAAUUCCAAAUAUGAGUUUGAAACAUUUUAUGAAGACUUACUUUGAAUGUAUUUUAUUUGGCCAUAAGUAACAUUUAUUAUCAAUAUAAAGACUCCAGUAGUGUUGCCAGUUUGGAAAAAAGUUUCUAGGUACAUUUUUAUUGGAGGGUCAUGGGUCAAACUUUGUCUGAACCAGUCACAGCCAAAGAGUCAGCAUGUUGUCAGAAUUCACAGUUGAAAGUCGGAUCAAGUUGCAUGCAGGGCUGGAGAAUCAACAUGGAAGAUUCCCAUACACACAUUCUUUCACUGCCAGAUGAUCCAGGAACUGCUUUCUUUGGUGUUUAUGAUGGCCAUGGAGGCGCUAAAGUUGCACAGUAUGCAGGAAAACAUCUUCACAAAUAUAUUAUUAAGAGGUCAGAGUACAGGGAAGGAAGAAUUGAAGAUGCGCUACGUCAGGGUUUUCUUGAUGUAGACUGUGCAAUGUUGCAAGAAGAGUCACUGAAGGACGAGUUGGCAGGUACUACUGCAGUUGCUAUUGUUCUAAAGGACAACAGACUUUACUGUGCUAAUGUGGGUGAUUCUCGUGCCAUUGCAAGUAUUAAUGGUAAUGUGGAUGUGCUUUCGUUGGACCAUAAACCCAGUAAUGACACAGAGAUUAAAAGGAUCCAAGCAGCAGGAGGCUGGGUUGAGUUCAAUCGUGUCAACGGCAACCUCGCCCUAUCACGUGCUCUUGGAGACUUUGUAUUUAAGAAAAAUGAAAAGAAGACAGCAGAAGAACAGAUCGUUACAGCAUUUCCAGAUAUUGAAGUUCGUGAAGUAAAUCCUGACUGGGAGUUCCUGGUCAUUGCCUGUGAUGGCAUCUGGGAUGUUAUGACCAAUGAGGAGGUAGUCGAGUUUGUUCGUCUACGUAUCGGAUCUGGAAUGGACCCAGAAGACAUCUGUGAGGACCUGAUGACUCGCUGUCUUGCACCUGACUGUCAGAUGGGAGGACUUGGCUGUGAUAAUAUGACUGUAGUCUUGGUUUGUUUCCUGCAUGGAAAAUCCUAUGAAGAUUUGUCAGCCCGCUGUGCCUCCAUGAAUCCUCCAGACCCAACAGACUCCAAAUAACCUCAUUAAGUAUACUACAUCAGAAGUGUCCAUUUUGUGUGCAGUUCUUGUUUUUAUUUGGUUACUUAAUAUUCUGUUUCUAAGCAACUUAUUAUUCUACAUAAUAUUGCUGCUACCAUAAUACAGGCUUUCUUUUCUUUAUUUUAUAUACACAUCCGUCUGAUCCAUCUUGGUCCAAAGAGUAAAAUAACAGCAUCGUGGGU